Nothobranchius furzeri (turquoise killifish) is the source of this 5899-nucleotide messenger RNA. RefSeq names its product lysine demethylase 5C (gene kdm5c). Lineage: Eukaryota; Metazoa; Chordata; Actinopteri; Cyprinodontiformes; Nothobranchiidae. The record is from RefSeq and is a predicted model, not a curated record. Gene Ontology annotation, molecular function: DNA binding; histone H3K4me/H3K4me2/H3K4me3 demethylase activity. Gene Ontology annotation, biological process: chromatin remodeling; regulation of DNA-templated transcription. Gene Ontology annotation, cellular component: nucleus; chromatin.
GAAGAUUUGGGGAUGCAGUUCGGCCGUGAGGAAAAUGGCUAAGAUGGCGUCUCGUCUAGAAACGCUGGAUGGUCUGAGAAGAGUGAUGAUCGGAAAAUGAUUUAUCACGACUUAAUUGACAAACUUUGAGACUGUCGUUUAGUAUUAGGCCUACAUCCGCCAUACAUGCAUUGAGCCCGUAAGUGUGAGGGAGCGUUCCUUAUGUAGACCUGACGCUGGAUACGGUUAACUUUGUUAGCAGCGUUAGCUAGCCAGCACCAACCAGUCUUUACAUCAGAGGAAGGAGAGCGGCCACAGUCCCAAUCACCCCGGGACAUCGAGGUGUCUUCGGGGAAAUGGAACCAGAAGAGUUUAUUCCUCCUCCGGAGUGUCCAGUUUUUGAGCCGUCAUGGGAGGAGUUUCAGGAUCCUCUCGGCUAUAUUGCCAAAAUACGUCCUAUUGCUGAGAAGUCUGGAAUCUGUAAAAUUCGCCCCCCACCUGACUGGCAACCACCGUUUUCAGUUGAGCUGGACACCUUUCGCUUCACUCCCCGCAUCCAGAGGCUAAACGAGUUAGAGGCUGAAACCAGAGUGAAGCUCAACUAUUUGGACCGCAUCGCCCGGUUUUGGGAGAUUCAAGGCUCUUCCCUAAAAAUCCCUCACAUCGAAAGGCGCAUUGUUGACCUUUACAGCCUGUCAAAGAAUGUGACGGAUGAGGGAGGUUUUGAGAUGGUGUGUAAGGAGCGGCGCUGGGCUCGUGUAGCGCAGAGGCUCGGCUACCCUCCAGGGAAGAACGUGGGCUCUCUGCUGCGCUCCCACUAUGAGAGGAUCGUCUACCCAUUUGAAAUGUUCCAGUCAGGGGCCAGCCUUCUGCAUUACAAGCCAAAGCACUAUGACGGAGAAGACGUGGAUAAAGAGUACAAGCCUCACUCCAUCCCGCUGCGACAGUCUGUGCAGCCGUCCAAAAUGAGCAGUUACGGUCGCCGGGCCAACCGCUGCCAGCCCGACGGUCCAGAGGAUCUGGCCCCCCACCCUCUCACCACUGGCUCUCAACUCAUCUCUGCGCCGGAGCCUACAGAGGAAGACAUAGAAAAGAACCCAGAGCUGAAGAAGUUGCAGAUCUACGGUGCGGGACCUAAGAUGAUGGGACUUGGACUGGUAGCAAAGGACAAGAACCUUAGGAAGAAAGAUGAGCUGCCUCAAACUCUAACUAUCAAAGAGCGCGCGCCCCCGACUUCUGGUGACAUCCCAGUGAAAUCCGAGCCUCCGGAGCCUGAGGAGCAGCAGCCCGAUGGAAGCCCAUCCAAACCUCCGACGCCUCCUCACAGCCUUCCCUUAAAGACGGAAGUAAAGAAAGAAGAGCAGCAGGAAGAGGAUGAUGGGGUAGGAGAGGAUAUAGACGAAUCCAAAAUGACAAUGAGGCUAAGGCGCACCCCUAACAACCCACAGUGUGUGGAUUCCUACGUCUGUCGCAUGUGCGGCCGCGGAGACGACGACGAGAAACUUCUCCAGUGUGACAGCUGUGAUGAGAACUAUCACACCUACUGUCUGUUACCCCCCCUCACAGAUCCUCCUAAAUGCAACUGGCGGUGCCCAAAGUGUGUAGCGGAGGAGUGUAAGAAACCUUCCGAGGCAUUUGGCUUUGAACAAGCAACAAGGGAGUAUACCCUGCAGAGUUUUGGAGAGAUGGCAGAUUCUUUCAAAGCAGAUUAUUUUAACAUGCCUGUUCAUAUGGUUCCCCCUGAGCUGGUGGAGAGGGAGUUCUGGAGACUAGUCAGCUGCAUCGAAGAAGACGUGACCGUUGAGUACGGCGCCGAUAUUCACUCUAAAGAGUUUGGCAGCGGCUUUCCAAUGAACAAUGGGAAGAAGCAGCUCACCAAGGAAGAGGAGGAGUACGCUCGCUCUGGCUGGAACCUGAACGUCAUGCCUGUUCUGGAGCAGUCGCUCUUGUGCCACAUCAAUGGAGACAUCUCUGGGAUGAAGGUGCCGUGGCUUUACGUUGGCAUGGUGUUUUCUACCUUCUGCUGGCACAUCGAGGACCACUGGAGCUACUCCAUCAACUACCUGCACUGGGGUGAACCCAAGACCUGGUAUGGAGUUCCCUCAGUGGCAGCUGAGCAGCUUGAAGAAGUUAUGAACAAGCUGACCCCAGAGCUGUUUGAGUUUCAGCCCGACCUUCUGCAUCAGCUGGUCACCAUCAUGAACCCCAAUAUCCUCAUGGCUCACGGAGUCCCGGUUGUACGCACCAACCAGUGUGCAGGUGAGUUUGUAAUCACCUUCCCCAGAGCCUACCACAGCGGCUUCAAUCAGGGAUACAACUUCGCAGAGGCCGUCAACUUCUGCACUGCUGACUGGCUUCCAGCCGGUCGCCACUGCAUUGAGCAUUACCGCCAUCUGAGGAGGUAUUGCGUGUUCUCUCACGAGGAGCUCACCUGUAAAAUGGCUGCCAGUCCAGAGAAGCUAGACCUGAACCUGGCUGCAGCGACACACCGGGAGAUGUUCAUUAUUGUUCAGGAGGAGAGGAAGCUGCGCAAGAGUCUGAUGGAACGGGGCAUAACAGAAGCUGAGCGAGAGGCCUUUGAGCUGCUUCCGGAUGACGAGAGGCAGUGCGAUAAAUGUAAGACCACGUGCUUCCUCUCGGCUCUGGCCUGCUCCAACUGUCCCGAACGUCUGGUGUGUCUCUAUCACACCCAAGAUCUGUGCAACUGUCCCGCUGAAAAGCUCUACCUCAGGUACAGAUACACCUUGGAUGAGUUGUUGGCGAUGUUGCAUCGGUUAAAAGUCCGAUCCGAGUCGUUCGACUCCUGGGCCAAUCGAGUGAAAGAGUCGCUUGAGCAGGAUGAAGGACAUAAGAUCGACGUUUCUGACCUGGAGAAACUAAAGAUGGAAGCUGUGGAGAAGAAGUUUCCAGACAAUGAACUUCUCAGGAAGCUCAACUCUGUUCUCAAAGACAUCACUUACUGCCAGCAGGCCAGCGCCGAGCUGCUGAGCAACACCAAGAGCGGGGAAGGCAGGAUGAGUCUGGAGCAGCUCAAGUCCUUGGUUGAGAAAAUGCUCAACCUGCCUUGUGGGAUAAACCAGCUGGAGGAAGUUCAGGCGGUCCUGGGGACUGUUGAGGAUUUCCAGAAACGGGCUCAAAUACUCGUCCGUAACGAGGACUGCAAGAAAGACUCGCCAGCACCUGUGCAGCUGGAGUCGUUGUUGGAGCAGGGGGCCAGUCUGCCCGUGAUUGCUCCAGAGUGUCAUUUCCUCCAGGGCCUAAAGGAGCAAGGCCGCUGGCUGGAAGAGGUGAGACGAACGCUCGGCUCAGAGGGAGGAGAGAAGCACGAAGUGACCCUGGAUGUGCUGAGGAACCUGAUGGAAGCCGGCUGCAACGUGCCUCAGAGUGGCUCUGUAGAAACGGCCAUGGCAGAGCUUCAGGAGCUGCUCACGAUUGCAGAACGGUGGGAGGAAAAGGCCCAGAUCUGCUUGGAGCAAAGGCAAAAGCAUCCUCUCUCCACCCUGGAGGCCAUAGUGAGCGAGGCCCAACUCAUUCCAGUCACGCUGCCCAACAUUCUGGCUCUGCAGGACUGUUUAGUGCGAGCUCGGGCCUGGGUAACAGACCUGGAAGAAAUACAGAAUGGAGAGCAUUACCCCUGUUUGGAUGACCUCGAGGGCCUGGUGGCGAUCGGACGAGACCUGCCAGUCUUCAUGGAAGAACUAAGGCAGCUGGAACUGCAGGUGGCCAGUGCUCACGCCUGGAGGGACAAGGCCACCAAGACCUUCCUCAAGAAGAACAGCCAGCACAGUCUGCUAGAGGUGCUGUGUCCAUGUGCAAAAAGAAGAGAGAAGCGAGUGGAGGCGGCCCUGCCGGAAGACCCUGUGGACGAUUCUGGUUCCAACACUUUGGGGCUCUCUGCUCAGGCCCUGAGGGACCCUGCAGCUAUUGUGAUGGCGUUCAAAGAAGGGGAACACCAGGAAAAGGAGACCCUGCUCAGGUUACAGAGGGUGAACCUGUGUAAAGCUGGACUUGCAGCAGGUGGUAAGGAGAAGCGGUGGUGUGAGACCACGAAGACUAACACAUCCAGCCAUUCUGAGAACUCUGUAAGAGAGAACGGAAACGGCUGCACCGGCCCCCCUCAGCCGGUGUGCGUUUGCUCUGAACCUCCUCGGGCUCCUCAGCUUCGCUGCCAUCUCUGUAAAGACUGGUUCCACGGCAGCUGCGUCCCCGUUCCUUCUCUACUGCCCUCCUCCGGACAACCAAUCAACCCCCUCUGCUGGUGGGACUGGGACACCCGCUUCUUGUGUCCUCAGUGCCAGCGCUCGCGGCGCCCUCGUCUGGAAACUAUUCUGGCUCUGCUUGUUGCCCUGCAGAGGCUACCCGUGCGUCUACCUGAAGGAGAAGCUCUGCAGUGCCUCACGGAGAGGGCCAUCACAUGGCAGGGUCGAGCCAAGGAGGCACUGGAGACGCCAGAGCUCCUGCAGGUGCUGCUUAAGCUGCAGGAGCUCAAGGAAACGCUCCAGUGUGAUGCCAGAAGAGCAGAGGAGGAGAGGGACGGGAAUUCAGUCAUAGUUUUGUCAGACUCUGAGGGAGGGGAAGGGGAAGAUGAUGUCAUCGACCUAACGGAGGAGUCGCCUAAGAAGAAAACAAAGGAAAGCAACACUACUCAGGAUCAAUGUCAGAAUGGCGUCGGCAAGAAGUCAGACGUCACAGAUGUGGGCUUUCUGCUGUCCCUGCUGCCUUUGCUGAAGGGCCGUGUGGUGGAGCUGUCCUCAGACACCAGGAGGCAGCUGGAGGAGCUGCAGCUGGAAGGAGAUCUGCUGGAAGUGUCCUUGGACCAGACACAAACCAUCUACAGAGUCCUGCAAGCUUCCUCUGACCCACCUGGAGAAACACUGAGCACACUCAUCCAGAUCGACCUGGACGAGCAGAGACGGGUGAGACGUGGGCGUCCCAAGGAGUCCAAACGGAAGCGAAAGGGCCACAGAGGUGCAAGUGUUGAAGGAGCAGAACGGUCUCUGGACGUCUCACAGUCGAAGAAACCCUGUCCUUUCAAAAACCUGCCCUCUGCUCCCCUGCCUGUCCACAUCAAACCAGAGGUUUUGUGAUGGAGUCGACACUAGAGCUGUGGAUUCGUCCAAGAAGUAUACGAGGCAGAACGUUGUGCCAGAAGACGGUGUUGGUUAACUGGAAAGAUGCAGGACAUCCCCCGUCCCUCGUUCACACACUAACAGAGAAAUGACUCUCCCGCUACACUCCAGUGUCUCAUCGAUGGCUCCUUCAUUGUCCCUCUCACGCCCCCCAGCCCAGCCUGGUACCUGCUGGACCCGUGUGAGCUCGCUCGUGUCGGUCCGUUAGCUUUUUCUGCCUCCGUUAAAGGCUUGUUCAGGGAGCCAGGACCAGCAGUACCAGCAGCUCACCCGUUCCACGGUUGGAGAAGCUCCAGGUGUCGCUCACCGGUCCUCUCGCCGAGGUGCGGUGCAGGACCUGAGACCAACGGCACCGUGGUUACAUUUGCUAUUUGGUUCUCGUUGUUGUAUUAACUUUACGUUGACCGCAGUUUUGAGAGGACAUGCGUUUUCAAUAAAUGAAAUUUUGGGAAGUGUUAAAACGCGUUCAUGUUUUGGUGCUACUUUCCUAAAAAAGACGAGCCUCUUGUCUUUCUUUCUCCCGUUUCCUCCCAGAGCCUUUAGUCUUUAGGCUCCUCCCCUUCGCCUCCAUGUUUUUUUCUGUUGGGUCUCCUCCCCACCACAUAUUCUAUUUGAUGAUUAAGGCAACUUUACUGUAACUCACUUUUUUUCUGGGCUCAAAUUAUUAUAUUAUUAUUGUUGAUAUUGCUGACACAGUUGUCGUGAGUUUGUGUAUAAACCUUUUAUUUGACUGUUGCCUCUGUUUCUUUUCACUCUUGUUAGGAAAAAUAAAGGUUUAGAGUUGUUUAGGA